Perca flavescens (yellow perch) is the source of this 2888-nucleotide messenger RNA. Its product is annotated as dickkopf-related protein 3-like. The transcript has 4 exons. Gene Ontology annotation, biological process: negative regulation of canonical Wnt signaling pathway; multicellular organism development. Gene Ontology annotation, molecular function: co-receptor binding; receptor antagonist activity. The coding region runs from base 2054 to 2644 and encodes 196 amino acids. Gene Ontology annotation, cellular component: extracellular region. NCBI's taxonomy places the organism in Eukaryota, Metazoa, Chordata, Actinopteri, Perciformes, Percidae. The record is from RefSeq and is a predicted model, not a curated record.
UAAAAUAUGCCAUUUUAACAAAAGCUGAAUCAUUUUUAUGGCUGUGAGAAAACUCACAGCCAUAUGUCCUCACAAUCUUUCGAGGAAAAUCCAGCUGGAAUUCUGUCACACGCUAUUGCUUCAGCAGUAAGAAGCUGCUGCUGGGACAGUGCAACAGAGAAAAGGCAGUGGUUGUAUUUUAGACUUCAUUGUGUGCUGGGGAAACAAAUAUGGCUGUCAGGUACUGGCAGGUGGCGCUCAGACCAACUUCAGCCUGUGUGAAAAAAUGCAGCCCCACGCAUUUCAAUGAAACCACUUCGAUGACCGAUGCAAAUAACACGAUCACUUUCCCGACUAAAAUCCUGUUAAAUCCUAUCCUAGUUCUAUAAACCUCUGUGUUGCAUCUUGGUGUCUUAUAAACCGUCAAGCUCAUGGAUUUAUGACUCAAUCCGGGAGACUAUCCUCCCUCGAAAAACGCCCACAUAAGUUGUUUGUUCAAGCAGCAAUUACGACUUAUAUUUACGUUAAUACAUUAUAAACUAUAAACCUUAAGAGGAUUUUAGUCUGUUAAGGUAUCGCGUUUUUCGGCCUCUACUGGCUGUUACGACAGGAGCAAAAAGUGAUGAAGUUUAAGAGCACUGAAGUCCUCGUAAGGAGGCAGGUUAGGGUGGUGGAAUCAGUCAAACAAACAGGAUUUUCACCCAGGAGACAGGGGUUCGAAACCCCACGCCAUGAUCUUUUUUAAACUCAAUCAAGUAGUUUUUGUGCCAGGCUGUCCUAAUUCAUUUUCAGGCUUCUCACCGGUACCUUUCCACCCACUCACUCUUUUCAGGUAAAAACACAGCUGUAAAGGAUGUCAUAAAUUACACCCACUUGUUGUGAGAAAAAGCUGUAUAGCAGAUGAAAUUGAGACGGUAGGAAGGUUAUACACAAAAUCAAAGAAACCCAUCAUGAACGAAAGACCAACAUGUUGUUGCUGUCGACCUAGCAGGUUGAGAAACAACUUCACUUUUAUACUUUGUGAUGAUAUAUAUGUCUGAAGCAUUUCAACAGAACAGUCUGCUCGUUAAGUUCUCCUUAUUUUCAAGAUAUCGGCCUACUGAUAGAAUAUUUCCAAAACAUUUCACUUCAAACAAUCACCAGAUCUUUUUAACACGCAAAAUCUGAAAUUUAAAAAUGGUGAAUUUUUAAGUAUAUCAAGUUAUUACCUUUUUUUUAUUACUACAGUGGAUUAUUGUUUAUUGACAAGUAAAAAGAAAGUGACUUUGUUAAAGAAAAUGUGCAAAAAUGAAUGAACAAAGUUUGUUUCCCUCGAGCAACUUCUCUCCCCUCCACUCACUCCCCUUCUCCCACCGAGAACUAAUGGCUGAUGGUAAUUACAUUUAAUGAGAUCAUGGGUCGUCUGCAAAGUGCACUUCUGCAAAUUGCUCUCAGCGUGGGGUCUGAAGUGGGAGAAGGUAGGGGGCGACGGGGCAGUGGAGGUCAGGGCCAGGAGUGUUUGCCCAGUGUUUUGGGCCCGGGACCCAAAGUGGCUUUACCCCGUCAAUCAGUGAGCAGUGAAACAUGUCGUGCAUUUGUCUGCCUUUGUCUUCCUCAUUUGUUUGUCUGGCAGAGAUAACCACGCAGAGGUGGUGCUCGGCUCUAUUGUGUGAAGCUGUUGUCAGCCCAUCACGUCCACCCAUCCCCUCCCGGCCCCCAUCUCCCCUCUUUCCCUUUCUCCCUGCUCCACGACUGGUCAUUUCGCCACUAGUUUCUGGCUGCGGGGGGUGACCUGGGCAAUUUAGUUAAUCCAUUAACAACUAAUUGUCUCCUCCUACCCUGUUGCUUGGACAAACAGCCCGGUGGGGGAUAAAGUCCAGCCCUGGUGACCUAUAAAUGUUACACUGGAAGAGGAGGCAGCCACUGUCACUGCAUGGAUCUCUGCAGUACACACUUACUGGGACAUUUAGAUUUGGAUUUGGUGUGGAGCCAUAGCCAAGUGACUCAUCUUUUAUUUUGCCACCCAGUCUUGAGUUAAUCGAUUUCAGUCCCUCUUGCUUCUACAUUUAUUUUUAUUAUUAAUUUGUUGGUGGAAAUGUUGGGGAAUCUGUGGAUGCUGUGCCUGUGUCUCUGCUUCUCCUGGACCCAAGCUCGCAUAUGGGCCUGGAUGCUCAACAUGCCUCACAGCCCCCCCAAAGAAGGAGCAAAGGCGCCUAGAGAAAGCGCUCUUGUAGCCAAAGCAAUCACGGCUAUGUGCGACCACGACAGGGCCUGUGGACGGGGUUUCUCCUGUGAUCGACACUUUGGUCUUUGCGUUCCUCUGCAAGGGGAGGGCCACUACUGUCGCAGGGAUGCCCAGUGCGUCCGCGGACUCAGCUGCAUGUUUGGGAAGUGCCACCGCAGCAUCCCCAACGGGCAAGAGGGUGCCAGAUGUAAAGUUGACAGGGAUUGUGGGACUUCCAUGUGCUGCGCUCGACACCACGGUGAGCAGGUGUGCAAGAGACGUCUGAUCAGCGGGGAGAGCUGCUAUGUUCCCGAUGGUGGUCUGGCAUUCAGCAUAAACCAGAUUUGUCCAUGUGAUGAGGGGCUACUGUGUCGAAAAGACACUGCAUCACACCAGAGAGAGAGAGAUUUUAUUUACCAGCUAGAACGAACAAGUUGGACCUGCCAAGUGGCCAAAUCUUGAUGCCUGCCUCAACAUUAAAGCAAUUUAUUGUGUAAAUAUGUUGUAUAUGAUUGUAUAUAAAGAAAUGUAUGUAUUUUUCAAGUAUGCUGUAGUGAUACAUGUUCUUAUUAGAGUCUUACAGCAAGGAUAUUUUUUUUAUUUCAUUUUGUACAUUUAGACAAAAGCACUACUGUAUGUAGCUCAACAAUGCCUUACAGUAUCUUCCUCAUGCCUUUAAUGAUCUUUGAUUAUAUCUAUAAAUGUU